Argentina anserina (silverweed cinquefoil) is the source of this 1955-nucleotide messenger RNA. RefSeq names its product vegetative cell wall protein gp1-like. The transcript has a single exon. The record is from RefSeq and is a predicted model, not a curated record. Lineage: Eukaryota; Viridiplantae; Streptophyta; Magnoliopsida; Rosales; Rosaceae. Bases 1 to 1863 code for a protein of 620 amino acids. Gene Ontology annotation, biological process: plant-type secondary cell wall biogenesis.
AUGGCUAGUUAUCCGUACUAUUCUCCACCACCACCUUCCCUGCCACUGCCUCCACCACCGCCCCCACCUUCCAUGUAUACUUACUACUCAUCACCACCUCCACCUCCACCUCUAAGUAACGAAAAUACUACAACACUCCCACCACCUCCACCCCCGCCAUCCGUACCAUCACCACCAUGUAAUGAAACUACUCCAACUAUAUCACCACCUCUGCCGCCCCCACAAGUGCCCCCACCAUCACCACCACCGCCGUCAUCUUAUUACUACUCCCCAUCACAACCUUCACCACCGCCUCCAUCACCACCACCACCUCCCUCUUACUAUUCUCCCCCACAACUUUCAGUUCCAUCAUCUCCACCACCAAUAAUGCCGCCCAAAUAUCCAUCACGUAAGUAUCCACCGCCACCAUCAUAUCCACCCCAUCAACAUCCACCCCACGAACCAGCACCACCAUCACAUCCACCCCAUCAACACCCGCCCCACAAACUACCACCACCACCUCCUCCACCUCCUACAUUACCGCCACCUUCACAUCCACCCCAUAAACAUCCGCCCCACAAAUUACUAUCACCCCCUUCUUCACCACCACCACCGCUGCCACCACCACCACCACCACCACCACCUACACUACCGCCACAUUCACACCCACACCAUAAACAUCCACCUCCGUCACCUUCACAACCGUCACCUGCGGUGCCACCAUCGUCACCACCACCUAUGACACCUCCAUCACCUCCACCAUCUCAUCCACCACCUUCAAUAUCACCACCAUUACAUCCACCACCUUCACCAUCACCUUUACCACCUACUAUAGUGCCUCCUUCACACCCACCACCUUCAUCUCCGCCACCAUCACUUUCACCACCCCCAGUUCAGUCACCAUUAAGUCCACCACCUUUAUCUCCGCCACCAUCACAUCAACCACCUCCAGUUCAGCCACCAUUAAUUCAACCACCUUCACCAUUACCACCGUCGCAUCCGCCACCUUUAGUGCCACCUCCAUCAAGUCCACCAUCUCCGGUGCUGCCACCAUUACCACCUAGUCAUCCACCUCCUCCGGUUCCGGUUCCGGUUCCAGCCCCGUCACUAUCACCACCUAUACAACCCCCAUCAUACACACCACCACCUUCACCCUCACCCGAUUCAAUUGUCCCAUCACCUCAAAAUCCAGAAUCUCAAAAUUCAUCAUCUAAUAGCAAUCGCCAUGUUUAUAUUGCCACUUUUGUCUCGCUUGGUGGAUUGUUCUUUCUUGCGUUCCUUGCAGUUGGUCUCUUUUGCUUGCACAAGAAGAAGAAGAAGAAAAAGUCAAGAGCGGCAUACGGAGAUCAAGGUGUUUCUCAUCCAGAGGAGCAAGGAGAAGUUCAUGCAUUUCAGAGCAUCGCUGCUACUAACCAGAGUGUUGCUAUCAACAUCGAUGAUCAUAAUCCAAACCUUAAAGCCAAACCUUCUGGAAGUGGUGUUGACGAAGGAAAAGACGAUGAUCCAAAUAAAAAUCCUAGUCGCCGUAAACGUGAAACCCGUCGUCGUACAAGAGCACAAGGAAAAAGAGACUCCAUUGAGGAAAUAUCUUCGGAAUCUAAUGAUGAUGACGGAUCAGAUAAAUCUAAGGAUUCAGAUAAAAGUUCUCGUCGCCAGCGACGAGGUUCUAAUGGUCGCACUGAAAAACAAGAACCUAAAACAAAUCUGGAUCCUGAUCGUAAUGGUGAACAAAGUGCGUCUGCCACAAAUUCAGAAGAAGAUGAUGAUAAAUCAAAUGGUUCAGACAAAGAUUCUCGUCGUCGCAAUAAACGUGAGUCUGCUCGUCGUAGUCGCACGAGUGGCAACAAAGACAAUGAGCGAUCCACUUCCAACCGUGAUCAAUGAUGGCAAAACCUCCUACUCUACGGUCGUUUCCGUUCUCCUUAAAAUGCAUGUUAUUCAAAUUAUUUUGCUCGAGUAUUGUGAGCUGUGAUUGU